This is a messenger RNA of Galleria mellonella (greater wax moth), 1770 nucleotides long. RefSeq names its product cytochrome b5-related protein-like. The record is from RefSeq and is a predicted model, not a curated record. Gene Ontology annotation, molecular function: heme binding. Gene Ontology annotation, biological process: lipid metabolic process. The coding region runs from base 16 to 1605 and encodes 529 amino acids. Gene Ontology annotation, cellular component: mitochondrion. NCBI's taxonomy places the organism in Eukaryota, Metazoa, Arthropoda, Insecta, Lepidoptera, Pyralidae. The transcript is spliced from 6 exons.
UUUAAUUGGAUUCGAAUGCUAUGCUAUCAAAUUCAACAGAAAGAACGCGCGCGCAAUCAGUAUAAAACAAGACCGGUGCAGGGGCGCUCGCGCAUAUUCGGGUGUAUUUGUGUAUGUUUUAAUCAAUAUUUGUUAUCUGUAUGUGUUAAUCAAUAUCAUUGCACUGGAAUCUACAUCAAUAUAUCACCUAUAAACAAGGGUGUUCCCUUAUACAACAAAAAAGAAACAAUGGCUCCAGAUACUGAAAGAUAUCAAUCGAGUUUUCCUCAAUUAAGAUAUCCUCCAUUAAGGAACGAAAAUCCAAAAAUAUCACGACGAUGGUUAAAAGGCAAACAAAUGCACGAUGGCGCUGAAGAUCUAUGGAGGAUUUACGACAAUCUUUAUGAUUUAACUAACUUUAUUGAAAAACAUCCUGGUGGAUCCCAAUGGAUAUCAUUUACGAAGGGCACAGAUAUAACCGAACUAUUCGAAACGCACCAUCUAAAAGGGUCAGCUGAGAAAAUUCUUCCAAAAUAUUUCAUAAGAAAAGUCACAACACCAAGAAAUUCUCCAUUUACAUUCGAAGAGAACGGGUUUUACAAGACAUUAAAAGCGAAGGUCAUGGAAAAAAUUAAGGAUAUACCUAAAGAUGUCAGAAAACAAAGUGAUGUUGUGACCGAUUUAUUACUUGUAGCAUGUAUAAUUUUAAGUCCUUUGAGUUGUUGGGCUUGGUCACAAAGUUACAUUCUCGGUGCGUCCUUAACAGUUCUCAGCGGCUUCACAUUAAGCGGUUUGAUUACUUGUGCUCAUAACUACUUUCAUCGCGCUGAUAGUUGGCGUAUGUUCUUAUUCAAUUUUGGCGGACCAUCUUACAAGGAAUGGCGCAUUUCACAUGCAAUGUCACAUCAUAUGCAUACAAAUACUCUGCAAGAUAUAGAAUUAACAAUGUUGGAACCGUUUCUUAAGUUCAUGCCUUACAAAGAUAAAUCAUUCUGGAUUCAAUUAGGAGCUUUUUACUGGCCACUUAUAUAUCCAUUUUCGCAAAUAACACUGAUGACUGUAGAAUUUCUAUCAUCUAUAAGAAAACUCGAUGGUAAAUAUAUACAUUGGUCACACAUCAUACCAUUAAGUCUACCGACUUGGAUGUGGUUAGCGUCACGGAUGCCUUUUACUAUAGUUUUACCUGUUUGGGCUGCCACAAUGAUGAUUAGUAGCUUUUACUUCACAGUUUACGGUCUGACAGCUGGACAUCAUGCCCAUACCAACUUUUUUGAUGGGGAUAUACCCAGAUCCGAAGUUUUGGAUUGGGGAAUUCAUCAACUGGACACUAUUAUUGAUAAUGAUGAUCACACCAGUCAUUUUACGUCGCUCACCCGAUUCGGCAAUCAUGCUCUUCACCAUUUAUUCCCAACAUUAGAUCACGCAGAACUUGUUUAUCUGUACCCAACAUUAUUUGAACAUUGCGAAAAGUUUGGAAUAGAAAUACGGAGAAAUACAUUUUAUCAAGCACUAAUAAGUCAUUCUAAACAGCUGUGGAGGAAACAACCUAAUAAUAUGAAGUCUAGAAUGAAGGAUGUAAAUUCUAAUGCGGUUCGAUUGUUGAAUAGUAUGGGAUCUUUAUAUUAAAUUAUCUAAACAUGAAGUUUUAAAUACAGAGUUGUGUAGCUACCUCAUUUCGCUAAUUAAUAGUUAUAUAUAUAAAUUAUUUUUACAUGGAAAAUAUAUUGUGUACAACUAGUCAAAAAACAUAUGUUUUACAUGUCGUCUAAUUUAAUAAACCAAUGAAAUAAA